Molecule: messenger RNA, 4937 nt
Organism: Drosophila busckii
Lineage: Eukaryota; Metazoa; Arthropoda; Insecta; Diptera; Drosophilidae
Product: dual specificity protein kinase splA
Exons: 5
Coding region: 52-4383 (1443 amino acids)
Biological process (GO): protein ubiquitination
Source: RefSeq, a predicted model, not a curated record
UAACAGUAAAAAAAACAAAAAAAAACUAAAAAAAAAAAAAGUAAUAACAGAAUGGAAAAUGAACAAGAUGAGCUCAGACAUAGACAUAUGCAGGAACAACAUCGAAAUCAGCAUCAGGGUUACUCUGAUGUAAUGCUGCAGGUUGCAGCUGAGCGAGAGCGACAGCGCUUACCGUACACGGUGUACUUUGAACCCACAGCACGCGAGACGCAGUCCACAAGUUAUAUGCAAUUGACGCAUGAAUUUUUGCAAAGAUCAAAUGCCAUAUUGGCACAGCAAACCACAGCUAGCAGUCAGAAUCACAAUCACAGUGUGGAGUCGGCUGGCACGGAGGGCACCGGCUACGUGCCCAUGUUUGAGUAUCAGUCAGCACCAAGAUCCACACAUCGCGAGGCAUAUGCAGAGCCAGCGCCUCAUGCCAGCAAAUGCAACAAAUGUAAUGCUAUACGGGAAGUAUGUCACUGCCCACGGGCGAUGACGCCGUCAAUGGAGCAUGUGCAUUCCACACAGUCAAGUGAUAAUAAUGCCGGCGCGGCGCCAACACAGUUCUUUGAGCUCUCUUCGUCAACAACUGCUGCCACGCCCACACUAUCAGCUGCAUUAAACAGUAGCAGCAGCAGCAGCAGCAAUAGUAGUAGCGUUAGCGCAACUGCGGCGCAGUUCAUUCCAAAUCGUAAGCAACAUAAGACUGAAACUGACAACGCUAUGCAUGCCUAUGCAGCGGAUCAACAGUUGCAGGAAGAGGAGCAAGAGGAACAAGCACAACCAUCUAGAGGAAUUUGGCCCGCAGCUAUGGAUGAUCAUGCUGUGGAUGCCUCAAUCGGAACCUAUGAGAUGCCGCUUUUUGCACUAUUAAGGUCCAAUGCAAGUAACAAUAGCAGCUCAUUUGAAGCCAGCAGCAGCAAUAAUAAUAAUAAUCAAGUGAUGUCUACAAAUCAGAAUGUCACUGGCUACGAUGAUGUGACAUCGAGUGCAUCAGACACAGAACAUGUGCAGUUUGCAAAUACGCGCACCACCAAUACAACCACUACAACAUCGGCGGCGCCGCAAAAGAAGAAACAACAAAAUCGCACACGCAACGCAGCAACAUCAACAGGAGCAGCGGUUGCUGAUGCUUCCAGCACCAGUUCAAGCGCAGCGGUUAUUGAUCUAGAUGCCACGCCUAGUACUAGCGCACAGGCUCAGCAGCAGCAGCAGCAACAGCAGCAAGCAUAUCACGCAUAUCGACCUAGACGCCACAACAACAACAGCAGCAGCAGCAGCAGAAGCAACAAUGCCAAUAGCAGCAGCAACAGCAUUUACGAACUGGAACCUAUUGGCGAUAAUAGCCACGAUGACGGCUGGGAUCUACGCACGCACGGCGAUGCUUUGGAUGCUCGUCAUGCUGAUCAUACUUAUUAUAAUAGUCGCGGCUAUAUUAGCGAUUUAUAUGCCGAAACGAACAGCGAUAAUAAUUAUACGCAUGUCGGUCCAACGUCUGCAUCUUGUAGCACCGCUACGCACACCACUUGUAGCUUAGACUACGGGGCUCGUGAGCUUUGUGGCGUGCAUCGUUUGAGCAUAGACAAUGGCAACAUUAACGUAGCGGAGCAACAACAACAGCAGCAACACCGGCAACAGCGUUCGGCAGCGUUGCUUAAAGCUCGUUUUAAUGCUGGGUUGGGCAGCGGUAUUGUACGCACGCGUGCACGUGUACGUUCCAUGGAUGAGGCCAUCCCUGGCAGUAGCAGCAAUUGUGCUGGUCAGCCGGUGAGUAAAUUGCCGCGCCUGGAUUCAUCGCCAAGCAUGCGCAGCAUUUCGAAUCUAUCCCCAACCAAUUUUUAUGCAUUCGAGCCGGGACGCCAUCAACAUCGCACAUAUGCUGAGCUGGCGAGCACAAGCGGUAAUCGGGAACGUGAGGCAUCUGCACAACAGCAACAGCAACAGCAACAACAACAGCAGCAACAACAACAGCAGCAACAACAAAAGCAGCAUCGGCAGCAACCAUCAAGCAGUGGUUCUUGUGUAAUUACAUACGUGGGUAGACCACGUGAAGUUGAAACCAGGUCAUCAGCGCCACAGCAGCAGCAAUCGACUGUCACCCGCUCCACCUCAACAGGCAGACGAGCAACGCAUGCCAAUGCGGUUUUAACUGCACCUGAUUUGCAGCUAGAUGAUUGGUCAUCAGAUUCAAAUGGCGAGGAUGAUGAUGUUGUCUUUGUGCAUUCUACACGCGAGCCAAUACUUUCUAUAGAUCUAACGUCGGACGAUGAUGGUUUUGGUGGCAGUAAUGAAGCGGCACUGCAGCAGCAGCACCAGCAGUUGCAACAACAGCAGCAGCAGCAGCAACAACAACAGCAGCAGCAACAACAACAACAGCAGCAGCAGUUGCAACAACAGGAGCAACAACAGUUACAGCAACAACAAGCUCAACGUCGCCGCGAGCAACCCUUGGCGAAUAGUCGCGCUGCUGGCAAUAUAAACAUGCUUCCACGUCCCAGUUCUGCCAGUGAAUACGAUAAUCGACGUCGUCGCCCGGCCGCUGGAACCUCGUUUGCAUUUUACAGCGGCGGAUUGCCAGAUCGCGCGUCCAUCAGCGAUCACAAUUAUAGCACCUAUGAUCAUAAUGCGGCGCAGGCGCCGCUUAAUUCUUUCCGUGAUCUGAUGGAUGCUGUGUACCCACAUAUGGACGGUGUGAUAACGGCUCACUCUCAGCGCUACUUCCAACCCAUAACACCGCCACCCAUUUGGCAUUUUUCGGCAGCGCCGCCGCCUCCACCACAAGCUCAAUCGCCACGCAGCAGCACAGUUAACUAUUGGCGUGUGCCACGCGGCAACCACACGGCCACAAAUGUUGCAGCAAACGCGGCACCAGCCCCGACACCACAACAGUCGCCGCCUGAGCUACCAAGUGGACGCAGCAGUCCGGCUGCUUACUACCAUCGCUAUCAGCCGUAUUAUGUUCCGCAUUAUACUAUAACAGCGUUGCCCGCCACUCGCAGCAGCGGUGGAAGCUACUCGCCGGUGCCACCAAAUCCACAUUACCAAGGCGGUCUUAGCAAUGCCAACGGCAGCAGUCGCAGCUCGCUUAGCGGCGCCAUGAAUGCUGCUGCUGUAGCAGCGACAGUGGCUGCGGCACAAGCGCAAUCCUUUCACGAUCUCAUCUCACUGAGCAAUGUGCCAAGCAGCAGCUCGCCGCUAGCCAAUAUCGAGAGCAAUAACAAUGUCGAUGAUGUUUAUCAUCGCACACAAACGAUCAAUAUGUUGCGGCGCGCCACGCCACCCGUGCCCACUGCUGCAGCAGCACCUGUGAUGUCUACCAUAGUAACGGUGGCGGCCGCUGUGUCACCACCACCUCCACUGGAAAUGUACUCCGGACGCAGCACCAUGCCAUAUUGUGGCUCACCCCCAUUUAAUGUGCGUCGUUCCGAGGCGUACAACAAUCAGCGUCAGCAUUAUCAGCCGCAACCGCAUCAAGGUCAUCCUGCGCCGCAGAAUCAAAUGCAUGCACAUAUACAUCCACCACAUCGAGCUAGCGCUAUAGUGGCUACGUCGUUGACACCAGCGCCGCCAUAUCCAGUGCAUCAGAAUCUUUGGUAUCGUCAACAGAGCAUGCAGGAGCUGCAUCGCCGUCAUAUGACGCCCACGCCUAUUGAUCUAUCAUCGAAUCCAUUGAAUUUGACCAGCACUCUGCGUACACGCUAUCUGCACAGCAUUUGCAAUUGUGUGCAUGCACGCAAUGGCCCUGUGUCCAGCCUUGAUCCCGCCUAUUAUCCAACCUAUGAUGCUGUUGUGCAGCAACAAUCUGGCUCAGCGGCUGCUGGCGUGCCCGAUGAUCUGCCAGCGCCCAUUGAUGCACAUCAGCCUUUACCGCCGCCACCGCCCCACUUAGGACUGCAGUAUCAGGGACAACAGCACCCUUCGCAGCCGCCACCGCAACAUCAACAGCAGCAACAGCAGCAACGUCGACGUGCUGCAGUGCAUCAUCAUAUGUUCCAUCAUUACUCACCACUGCAUUUAGAAAUUGGACUGGCGACACCGCUGUCACUAGGCUCGUCGCGUAUACUAAUUGGACCACCACGUCCGAAUCGUGGUGCCACGCUGGAGAUUAUUGAGCGCAACACUUUGCCGCAUAAAUAUAGACGCGUUCGUCGGCCUAGCGAAAGCGACGAGGAUGCCGAAAAGUGUGCCAUCUGCCUGUCGCUCUUUGAGAUUGAAAACGAUGUGCGUCGCUUGCCUUGCAUGCAUCUUUUUCAUACCGACUGCGUAGAUCAGUGGCUGGUCACAAACAAACACUGCCCUAUUUGUCGUGUCGACAUCGAAACGCACAUGGCAAAGGAUGCACUGGUGCCGAGCUCAAGUGGUGUCGCUGCUGCAACGGCUGCUGGAACUGCUGCUUUAUGACAUUGUAUGCAUGGCAUAUCCUUUAUGUAAAGAAGUAAACGUCGCCAGUCAGCUUUUACGGAGACAGAGUUUGUAGAGUUCGUCGCAACAAAAAACAACAAAGGAAUUUCUUUUAUUAGUAAUAAUGCAAGAAAUGAAAAGAAAAUUAUUUUAGUGCAGCCAGAUGUAAUUGUUAACCCACCAACUGGCCAAGCAAAAUUUAUGCAUUGCGUUUAUCUUUGAAAACUCAAAACAACUUUGGCUCAAUCUCAACAUAUAUUGUAUACAUAUAUACACACAUAAGCUAUUUAAAAUAUUUUUUCCUCUUUGUAUACAAAUUUAUGUCCAUGUUUUGUGAAACCAAAUUCUUGUGAUUACAACGCAUAUUACACACAUACUAUUGUACAUGUAUGUAUCAACGUAUUCUUAAACUAAUGUAAAAACCGCCUCCCCGCAGUUACAUUUACUCUCUGUCCCCCGUAUACUGCAAUUGUUAUUGUAAGCGCAUAUUUUACAAUUAAUUACCAAAUUAUAAAGUACUAUGGUAUCCGAAAAUUAAGAUUUUUUUUUACCCA